GGAGUGUGUCCGCCCGGUAAUAUUUAUUUAUUCAAAUCAUAUAUAACUGAAAGAAAACCAAAAUAAGCUUUGCUUGUUAAUUUUUGUUUUGGCCUAUGGAUGAAGUGGCUUGUUCUAGACUCCAUUCCAGAAGAGCUUCCAACGUCACUAAUUCACCUCAAACACUUUCGUAUUUACGAAAUGUGUUUCGCUGAACACCAUGGAUUAACUUUUCUUGCUGUUUUGAUCAAAUGUUCCCCAAUCUUCGAGAAACUUGAGCUAGAGAUUGAUAUAGGGCAUAAUUAUUGUUAUGAAAAUGAGACAUGCUCUGGUAUAUUGGAAAAAUAUUCAGAUGUUCGGUUGGAGCAUCUGAAGGAAAUGGAGAUUCAAUGUUUCAGCAACUUGAAGCGCGAGAUGGAGUUUGUAAAGUUUAUCUUGGGGACGUCACCUGUCGCAUCUUGAAGUGUUACCACAAACCUCAUG
Molecule: messenger RNA, 462 nt
Organism: Helianthus annuus (common sunflower)
Lineage: Eukaryota; Viridiplantae; Streptophyta; Magnoliopsida; Asterales; Asteraceae
Product: F-box/FBD/LRR-repeat protein At1g13570-like
Exons: 2
Coding region: 100-441 (113 amino acids)
Source: RefSeq, a predicted model, not a curated record